Molecule: messenger RNA, 388 nt
Organism: Staurois parvus
Lineage: Eukaryota; Metazoa; Chordata; Amphibia; Anura; Ranidae
Source: the annotation of a GenBank genome assembly
UAGUGAAUGCAGGGUCCGGGGAGACCAAAUAUAGUGAAUGCGGGGUCUGGAGAGACCGGAUAUAGUGAAUGCGGGGUCCGGGGAGACCGGAUAUAGUGAAUGCAGGAUCCGGGGAGACCGGAUAUAGUGAAUGCAGGGUCUGGGGAGACCAAAUAUAGUGAAUGCAGGGUCCGGGGAGACCAAAUAUAGUGAAUGCAGGGUCCGGGGAGACCGGAUAUAGUGAAUGCAGGGUCCUGGGAGACCAGAUAUAGUGAAUACAAGGUCCGGGGAGAGCGGAUAUAGUGAAUGCAGGGUCGGGGGGAGAGGGAAGGAAAGAGAGGGGAGGGGAGAAAGAAGAGAGGGGGCGGAGAGAGAGAGGGGGGGGCGGAGACAGAGAGAGAGGGGUUGG